GGCCUGCAGAGCGUGGCCGUGGGGACGCUGAGGGAGGGCGCGCACGGAGCAGAGGCCCACGAGCGUCCGACAGGGGACCUGGACAGAGGGACGCCCCUAACAUUAUUACCCUCUCCCCAGGCCUGAAUUGCAGUUCCUGUGCUCUGGCACUAAGACUGGCACCUCCUGCGGCCCAUGCCUUUUGCCUGCAUUGCCCACUGAAUCCAACUCGACUGUCUUCAGCCUGGUUCACACUGAGGCUCAGCCCUCUCCCACUGGCCGGGAGCAGGCCCACCUUUAGGAGGGCGUGAUGGAAAGGCCCCUGGAGGAUGGGGAUGAGUCCCCAGACUACCAGGGCCAUGCCACCGACUGGAGAUUUGCUGUGUGCAGUUUCAGGGAUGCCUGGGAAGAGGAGGAACCUGCUUCCCAGAUGCAUGUUAAGGACCCGGGUUGUCCGAGACCACCAACCGGGGCCGCCCAGGAUGAGGGGCUACAGGGCAGCCCCUUGUCCAGGAAGCUUCAGUUACUCCUGGCCGCAGAUGAGUUGGGGGAUGCCCAGAGGGGCAAAGUAGAAAGCUCCUCAGUCCUGUCAGAAGGGCCAGGUCCCUCUGGAGUGGAGAGCCUCCUAUGCUCCAUGUCCUCCCACCUCAACUUGGCACAGGGUGAGAGUGACACCCCAGGGGUAGGGUUGGUAGUGGACCCAGGUCCAAGCAGGGUGAUGCCAUCUGGCUUGAGCCCUGGGGGAUUGGACAGCAACCCUGUGGGCCUUGGAGACCCUUUAUCAGAUAAAUCAUCAAAGCUGCUGGAGGCAGCCCCCAGUGGAUCCAGCCUCCCUAAGCCUGCUGACUGCCUCCUGGCCCAAGACCUCUGUUGGGAGCUGCUGGCCAGUGGUAUGGCCACCUUGCCAGGGACUCGGGAUGUCCAAGGCCGGGCAGUACUGCUUCUGUGUGCCCACAGCCCAGCCUGGCUUCAGCCUGAGUGCAGCAGCCAGGAACUCAUCCGCCUCCUGCUGUACCUGCGAAGCAUCCCCAGGCCCGAAGUACAGGCACUGGGACUGACAGUGCUAGUUGAUGCCCGAAUUUGUUCCCCAAGUUCUUCCCUCUUCUCUGGGCUCAGCCAACUACAAGAAGCAGCCCCAGGGGCCGUGUACCAGGUGCUGCUAGUGGGAAGCAUGCUGCUGAAGGAAGUGCCUUCCGGGCUGCAGCUGGAGCAGUUGCCCUCUCAAAGCCUUCUGACCCACAUCCCAACGGCGGGGCUGCCCACUUCGCUAGGAGGAGGCCUGCCUUACUGCCACCAGGCCUGGCUGGAUUUCCGGAGGCGGCUGGAAGCCCUACUGCAGAACUUACAGGCAGCUUGUGCCCUGCUCCAGGGGGCCAUCGAAAGUGUGAAGGCUGUGCCCCAACCCAUGGAGUCUGGGGAGGUCGGUCAGCUGCUACAGCAGACAGAGGUCCUGAUGCAGCAGGUGCUAGACUCACCACGGCUGGCAUGGCUACAAUGCCAGGGGGGCCGGGAGCUGACAUGGCUGAAGCAAGAGGUCCCAGAGGUGACCCUGAGUCCAGAUUACAGGACAGCAAUGGACAAGGCUGACGAGCUAUAUGACCGGGUGGAUGGAUUGCUGCACCAACUGACCCUACAGAGCAACCAGCGAAUACAGGCCCUAGAGUUGGUCCAAACACUGGAGGCCCGGGAGGGCGGACUGCACCAGAUUGAAGUGUGGCUGCAGCAGGUGGGCUGGCCAGCGCUGGAGGAGCCUGGGGAGCCCUCGCUGGACAUGCUGCUCCAGGCCCAAGGCUCUUUUCAGGAGCUGUACGAGGUUGCUCAGGAGCAGGUCAGGCAAGGGGAGAAGUUUCUGCAGCCACUGACUGGCUGGGAGGCGGCUGAACUGGGCCCCCCUGGGGCACGCUUUCUGGCCCUGCGAGCCCAACUGACUGAAUUCUCUAGGGCUUUGGCCCAGCGGUGCCAGCGGCUGGCGGAUGCUGAGAGGCUGUUUCAGCUCUUCAGGGAGGCCUCGAUGUGGGCUGAGGAGGGGCAGCGAGUGUUGGCAGAGCUGGAGCAGGAACGCCCAGGGGUUGUGUUGCAGCAGCUGCAGCUGCACUGGACCAGGCACCCUGAUUUGCCUCCUGCCCACUUCCGAAAGAUGUGGGCUCUGGCCACGGGGCUGGGCUCAGAGGCCAUCCGCCAGGAGUGCCGCUGGGCCUGGGCACGAUGCCAGGACACCUGGCUAGCCCUGGACCAAAAGCUUGAGGCUUCACUGAAGCUACCACCGGUGGGCAGCACAGCUAGCCUGUGUGUCAGCCAGGUCCCCACUGCAUCUGCCCAUCCUCCCCUGAGGAAGGCCUACAGCUUCGAUCGGAAUCUGGGGCAGAGUCUCAGUGAACCUGCCCGCCACCGCCACCACGCGGCCACUAUUGCUGCCUGCCACAGACCAGAGGCUGGAGGAGGUGCCCCGCCCCAGGCAUCCCCUACUGUGCCUCCACCGGGCAGCUCUGACCCCAGGAGCCCCAACAGGCUACAGCUGGUGCUGGCAGAGAUGGUGGCCACGGAGCGGGAGUAUGUCCGGGCUCUAGAGUAUACUAUGGAGAACUAUUUCCCCGAGCUGGAUCGCCCCGAUGUGCCCCAGGGCCUCCGUGGCCAGCGUGCCCACCUCUUCGGCAACCUGGAGAAGCUGCGGGACUUCCACUGCCACUUCUUCCUGCGUGAGCUGGAGGCUUGCACCCGGCACCCACCACGAGUGGCCUAUGCCUUCCUGCGCCAUAGGGUGCAGUUUGGGAUGUACGCGCUCUACAGCAAGAAUAAGCCUCGCUCCGAUGCCCUGAUGUCCAGCUAUGGGCACACCUUCUUCAAGGACAAGCAGCAAGCUCUGGGGGACCACCUGGAUCUGGCCUCCUACCUGCUAAAGCCCAUCCAGCGCAUGGGCAAGUAUGCGCUGCUGCUGCAGGAGCUGGCACGGGCCUGCGGGGGCCCCACGCAGGAGCUCAGUGUGCUGAGGGAGGCCCAGAGCCUUGUGCACUUCCAGCUGCGGCACGGAAACGACCUGCUGGCCAUGGAUGCCAUCCAGGGCUGUGAUGUUAACCUCAAGGAACAGGGGCAGCUGGUGCGACAGGACCAGUUUGUGGUGCGCACUGGGCGCCACAAGUCUGUGCGCCGCAUCUUUCUUUUUGAGGAGCUGCUGCUCUUUAGCAAGCCUCGCCAUGGGCCCACAGGGGUUGACACAUUUGCCUAUAAGCGCUCCUUCAAGGUAGGCCUGCCCACCCCAGGCCCCGCCACUUAUGUUCCCGACCCAUGCCUUACCAAGCCCCUCUCUCCCCGCUGGCCACAGAUGGCAGACCUUGGUCUCACUGAGUGCUGUGGGGACAGCAACCUGCGCUUCGAGAUCUGGUUCCGCCGCCGCAAGGCCAGGGACACCUUUGUGCUUCAGGCCUCCAGCCUAGCCAUCAAGCAGGCCUGGACAGCUGACAUCUCCCGCCUGCUUUGGAGGCAGGCCGUCCACAACAAGGAGGUGCGCAUGGCUGAGAUGGUGUCCAUGGGUGUGGGGAACAAGGCCUUCCGAGACAUUGCCCCCAGCGAGGAAGCUAUCAACGACCGCACCAUCAACUAUGUCCUGAAGUGCCGAGAAGUUCGAUCUCGGGCUUCCAUUGCCGUGGCCCCGUUAGACUAUGACAGCCUCUACCUGGGAGCCUCGAACUCCCUUCUUGGAGACCCUGCCUCUUGCUCUGUUCUGGGAUCCCUCAACCUGCACCUGUACAGAGACCCAGCUCUUCUGGGUCUCCACUGUCCCCUGUAUCCCCCCAACUUCCUGGAGGAAGCAGCACUGGAGACUGAGGCAGAGCUGGGCGGCCAGCCCUCUUUGACUCCUGAGGACUCAGAGGUCUCAUCCCAGUGCCCAUCAGCCAGUGGCUCCAGUGGCUCUGACAGCAGCUGUGUGUCAGGGCAGGCCCUGGGUAGAGGCCUUGAGGACUUAUCCUGUGUCUGAGCUCGGGACUGGACGAGCAGUAGAUCCAGCAGCCUGCAGCUCCAAGGAACAUUGCCUCUCUGGAUCUGCUAUGACCAGGGUGUGGCGGACACCUGGGCCUCCUCCAACCUACGUGUGCAGAACUGUUGACUACCCUUUCUGAUGUGUGUGGCCGUCGGACUAACUGGCACGGGGCCUCUCUAGGGGAGUCUGGUUGUAGAGCCUGAAUAGGCUCCUGGCCCCAUGACCCCUUCUCCUGUCCUCAGCUCCCAUCCCAGUUGUGGGUUAAGAAGAGGCUAGAGCAGACAUUGAGUGUUUCCAUGCUAUAGGCUGGUGGGGGACUAUGUGCCUCUGGGCAGUGACUAGGCUGCCCCCACCCCUCAGGAAAAACACAGGUGGGCUCCUAGCAGCUGAUCCCCAAUCCCUGGCCUUAAAGCCGAGCUGUUACUAUAGGGGCAGGUCCACCUCUACAGGGCCCUGAUGCUUGCCUGUCCUGGCCCCCAGGCCCAGCCACUUAUUUACAGGGGCAUUUUGGUUAUUUUGACUUGAUGCCUUUUGAAUAACUUUCAACAGAGUUGUCUAAAAUUAUCUUACUGGUUGUUAGGCCUUUGGUGUCUCAGAGAAGGAGUCUAGGUCUUUGAUGUGUGAUUUACUGUUUUAUUUGUUUAUAAUAAAAAGUAGACUGAUAUGUA
Rhinopithecus roxellana (golden snub-nosed monkey) is the source of this 4623-nucleotide messenger RNA. RefSeq names its product pleckstrin homology and RhoGEF domain containing G4 (gene PLEKHG4). The record is from RefSeq and is a predicted model, not a curated record. The coding region runs from base 290 to 3952 and encodes 1220 amino acids. Gene Ontology annotation, molecular function: guanyl-nucleotide exchange factor activity. Lineage: Eukaryota; Metazoa; Chordata; Mammalia; Primates; Cercopithecidae. The transcript has 20 exons.